UGCUCCGAUAAUAGAAGUACACGUUGACAACAUCUUGCUUGGUGAUGUUCAACAAACUGAUACAUUUAAUGAAUCAUCUCAUACUUUUACAAGUUCAGCAAAGGUGACAAAGGCUAACAAAAUGUGGAAUGGAAAGAGAUGUGCUGCACCAGGAAAAGCAAAUAUGAUUUUGGUCCAAACAAUGUCUCAGUAUGCAAAACUGUCAGUAUGAAAUAGAUGGCUGGGGGAACUAUUAGAUGUUCAACAAGAUGCGAGCACAGUCGAUCUCAUUCAGAUACAGACUAUGAAGUAUCGUCUCAAGCUAAUCCGCCUUCAAAUUUGAAAAUGAUAUCAUCUGUUCGUUUACCUCCGAUUACAAAAGUGGUCGUUAAAUGUACUGUGGAUGACUGCAAUGCUAAAGGACAAUGGAAGCUUCGAUGGGAGGAUGGAAAUAGGACUGAAACAAAGAUGUGUAACACAGCAGAGACAUGCCUGUUAACACAAAAGUACUCGGGAGAUAGAGAAAUGACAGACAUAUGCAAAUCACAGGAUUUUCUGAAUAUCUCGUUGACAGUAACAUGUUCAAAGACGACCGAUGGUAGUCAAUCCAAGGAAAGUGGCAUUCAGACGUUUUCGUUAACAUUCCCUUUUUCUGUCAACAAUGUACUUAUUGGAACAGGUGUGAUCUGUGGACUCUGCAUCCUGUUUGUAAUUGAAAGAUGUGUAUAUCUUAAACGGCAAAAGAUUAGCGCAGUCAACAUAACCGAAAAUGUUGAAAAUCACAGCGUCCCCUCGUCGGACAAUGGCGUGCUACACAUAACAACAGAAGGAGUCCAGUACGCAGUCGUGCAGAGACAGGCGGCCACACGGAGGACUGAAACGCAGCAACCACAUGAUGACGACAGCCUAACGUACGCAGUGUUGGACAUCAAUUUCCUACAAGAGGCUAACGCAAGAGUUUCGUUAAGGAGAUAUAAUAUGCCGACGGAGUAUGCUGACAUUGAGUUCUCCUCAACACAGGAACCUGAAAAAGAAGAUUACACCUCCACGGACAAUGGCGUGCAGCACAUAGCAACGGAAGAUUUUCAGUACGCAGUCGUCCAGAGGCAGGCGGCAACACGGAGGACAGAUAUGCAGCAACCACUUGAUGACGACAGCCUAACGUACGCCGAGUUGGACAUCAAAUUCCUACAGGAAGCUAACACCAGAGUUCUUGCAAGGAGAAAGAACACGCCGACAGAGUAUGCCGACAUUGAGUUUGCCUCAACAUAG
This is a messenger RNA of Mya arenaria, 1251 nucleotides long. RefSeq lists its product as uncharacterized. NCBI's taxonomy places the organism in Eukaryota, Metazoa, Mollusca, Bivalvia, Myida, Myidae. The record is from RefSeq and is a predicted model, not a curated record. The transcript is spliced from 10 exons. The coding region runs from base 217 to 1251 and encodes 344 amino acids.